Messenger RNA from Pestalotiopsis fici W106-1, 1728 nucleotides. RefSeq lists its product as uncharacterized. Bases 1 to 1728 code for a protein of 575 amino acids. Gene Ontology annotation, biological process: maturation of SSU-rRNA from tricistronic rRNA transcript (SSU-rRNA, 5.8S rRNA, LSU-rRNA). NCBI's taxonomy places the organism in Eukaryota, Fungi, Ascomycota, Sordariomycetes, Amphisphaeriales, Sporocadaceae. The transcript has 2 exons. The record is from RefSeq and is a predicted model, not a curated record. Gene Ontology annotation, cellular component: nucleolus; nucleus.
AUGCCAAAAGCAAAAGGAAGAGCAAAGCAAUUUGCCGACUGGGAAGAAAAGCCCGCCCAAGAUUACGACCCCGAAGCUGAACCCCGUAUCGAGGAUGGCGAGAGCGACAGCGACCUAAGCGUCGACGAGAAUGCAGGCACCGAGCACUAUGUCGCAGUCGGGAGAUCCAAGCUCAGGCGCAAAGAUGCCGUAUCCCUCGGCCCAAAGUAUAGCGGCACCCGUGUGAGCCGCGAUGCGCUGGACCAAGUCUCGGACGGCGAGGAGGAAGAGUCUGAAUCCGACGACUUUGAGAGCGCUCAGGAAGAUUUCGAUGACCCGGACGAGGCCGACCUGGAGAGGGACCAGCUUGAACAUGAGGGUGAAGACGCCGAGAUUGAUAGUGACGAUGCCCUCGGCGAAAGCGACGAGGAGAGAUUCGAAGGCUUCACAUUCCGCGGCAGCUCCAAACCCCGACAAUCCGUCAAGGGCAAAAAGGCCAAGCGACCCACUGCUGCCGACUUCAUGGACGAAGAGGCCGAAGAAUCAGAGGAUCAAGAGGGCGAAUCUGCUGACGACGGCGAGAGCGCCGAAGAAGACAGCGAAGAGGAAGACGACGAAGAUGAUGGUUCCGACCUUGAAGGCUUUAUUGACGAUGGCGACGAUUCCGACUUGGUAGAUGAGGAGGCAUCCGAGGACGAUGACGAACAAGGCGAAAGCGAAAGUGAUGAUGCCGACGACAGCGAUGCCAAAGAAAAGAAGCCGGCCAAAAAGGGCAAGCGAGGUGAAAUUCAGUCCUUGAUGGCUUCCGGAACCCAAUCAGUAGCCAGCGCGUUUGCGACUUCGAUACAAAAAGACGUGGCCAAGGGAAAGGCCGUGCAGCAGCAGAGAAAGGCAUUUGAUGCCACGCUCAACAUUCGCAUCCGGUUGCAAAAGGCCUUGGUAGCAGUCAACUCGCUCAGCACCUUGGAUGAUACCGAGUCACAGUCUGAACCAUACGAAGCGGCAGAAGCUGCCGCCAUGAAACUUCUCAACACCAUUGGCGAUUACCGAAUGGGCAUGCAGGAAAAGGCGGGACAAAAGAGGAAACGGGAUCUGGAAGCAGACACGUCUAGCGAGGAUAUUUGGAAGUCCAUGCUUGACCUGGAGCGUCCAGCCGUGGCUCGGAGGAAAGCCGUUUUGGAAAAUUGGUCCAAAAAGGUCAAGGCAACACAGGCAAUCAAUUCUGGCAUCAGCAAGGGAAGCAAGUUUGUCAAGGUUGAUGAGCCGCUGACAAUGCUCUUGGAAAAUCAACUGCAAGACCCAGAGAGACUUGUCAAGCGAACAAGAAUCCCUCGGUCGUGUGCACCCGUUCAGGUUUCACAAAAGGUCAAUGAGGACGCAGAAAUCUAUGAUGAUGCCGACUUUUACCAGCUUUUACUCAAGGAGCUGGUCGAUCAACGCACUGCCGAUACCUCGGGCGCCGGAGGCCAAGCAGCAACUAUUCGCUACGCUGCUGUCAAGGAGGCCAAGAACAAAAAGCACGUCGACACCAAAGCGAGCAAAGGAAGAAAGAUGCGGUUCAAUGUACACGAAAAGAUGCAAAACUUCAUGGCGCCUGAAGACCGAAGAGUCUGGGAGCAACAAGCGAUAGAUCGCUUCUUUGGUACACUGUUUGGUCAAAAAAUGGUUCUCAGCGAGGAUGUCGAGGAUGAAGAAAUGGACGAAGCCAUUGAUGCCGAAGAGGAAGGUUUGCGUUUGUUUAGAAAUUAG